Nematolebias whitei (Rio pearlfish) is the source of this 1135-nucleotide messenger RNA. It is a transcript of the gene gtpbp8, whose product is annotated as GTP binding protein 8 (putative). The transcript is spliced from 8 exons. Gene Ontology annotation, molecular function: GTP binding. Gene Ontology annotation, cellular component: mitochondrion. Bases 128 to 1006 code for a protein of 292 amino acids. The record is from RefSeq and is a predicted model, not a curated record. NCBI's taxonomy places the organism in Eukaryota, Metazoa, Chordata, Actinopteri, Cyprinodontiformes, Rivulidae.
GCAGCAGCAGAAGAAGAAGAAGAAGGAAAGCAAAAUGGCUGCUCGCUAACGCAUUUUCAAUAAAUUUGAUCUUUUUCUGGUUUUAUCGGAGCACAAUCUUCAGCUGCUCUGGAAUCAGCGUCUGACCAUGUUUUGUCUCCAGCGAUGCCUGCGGCUCCGGUCUGCAGCACCGGUUCGUGUUGCUGCUCGACUCGGCGUCCACAAACUGGCCUCGAUUAAGAAGGUCACCUCACUUCCUCUCAAACAGAAGCAGAGCCUCCUCUACCCCUUCAGCAGUGUGGAGGCUUACCUGCACAGGUCGGUGGACAGGACGCCGUUUCAGCUCUUCCAUCCCAGCGUGGAGGACAUGGCCAAAGCAGAGAAGCUCUUCUGCUCGUCUCCGUCUCAUGUUAUCGAUUACUACACCUCUGCAGAGAGGAUGGACCACACUCCGGAUCUGAAACCCCCAGAGGUGUGUUUCAUCGGCAGGAGCAACGUGGGCAAGUCGUCGCUCAUCAAAGCUCUGUUCUCUCUGACUCCCGAGGUCGAAGUCCGAGUCUCCAAAACCCCCGGUCACACCAAGAAGAUGAACUUCUUCAGAGUGGGCAAAGCCUUCACCUUCGUGGACAUGCCGGGUUAUGGACACCGAGCCCCUAAAGACUUCGUGGACAUGGUGGAGGAGUACUUGUACACCAGGAAGAAUCUGGUGAGGACGUUCCUGUUGGUGGACGGCAGCGUUGGCCUUCAGAAGGCCGACGAGAUCGCUCUGGACAUGUGCGAGGACACCCGAAGUCCGUACGUGGUUGUUGUGACAAAGAUUGAUAAAUGUGGGUUUGGAUCUCUGCUGAUGAACCUUCUGAACCUUCAGAAUGUGCUUAAAGCUCGAACCGCGAGCUGCUUCCCCCAGCCGUUCCUCGUCAGCUCUCUGAAAUAUUCUGGGAUCCAUCUGCUCCGAUGCUUCAUCACGCACGUGACGGGAAGUAUCACUUUGAAGGACACGGCACAGACCGGCGAGUCCCAGAGCUGAUCAGAGACCGGCGAGUUCACAGAGGAGGAUCCGGACUCAACGGAGGUUCUCGGCUGUGUUUUGGUUGAAUGACUGUACAUGUAAACAAUCGAGCUGCUCUUUUUUAAUUUAAAAUAAAAUCUAAAACCG